This is a messenger RNA of Diabrotica virgifera virgifera (western corn rootworm), 2112 nucleotides long. RefSeq names its product peroxidase-like. Bases 13 to 2112 code for a protein of 699 amino acids. Gene Ontology annotation, molecular function: heme binding; peroxidase activity. Gene Ontology annotation, biological process: response to oxidative stress. The record is from RefSeq and is a predicted model, not a curated record. Lineage: Eukaryota; Metazoa; Arthropoda; Insecta; Coleoptera; Chrysomelidae. The transcript is spliced from 10 exons.
CACAGAUUCAGCAUGAGGCAAGCAACAGACCUGCUUCUUUUUGGUAUUCUUCUUUUUCAUAAAAGUUUCUACAAAGAAGCUGCCGCCCAGGUUUGUGGGACAGUUCCAGCUGUUUGUGGUCCAGACACUGAUGAAUACAGAACUUUCUCCGGAGAAUGCAAUAACAAAAUCUACACAUGGUACGGAAGUAUUUUUUCAGCGUAUGAUAACUUAACAUCCAAUAAUGAUGGAUUUGGUCCACAGAACAUGCCAAGAGCCAUAAGCGGUAAUAGACUUCCAAAUGCAAGAAGGGUACGUUCAAGGUGCCUUCCAGAUGAUACCAUGCUCCAACUUGAACUGGGCAUUUCCCGUUAUUCGACUGGAUAUUUACAAUUUAUGGCCCACGAUAUGAGCAGUGCUUUCUUUGCGAACGACAAUUUUUUUACCUGUUGCACACCUGAUUUCAAACUAUUGCCGAAUGCGCCAGCUUAUUGUAGAAGUAUUACGUUACCUGCAAAUGACCCAUUGACUUUAGAAUGUGGUAUAAAUUGUAUGCCAAUGGUGAGGACACUGACAAAUGUUGACCGAGGGUGCGAUCUAACUUCUCCUUAUACUAAAAAGAUAACGAGAUCAACAGCUUGUUUAGAUCUAAACAUUAUUUAUGGAAAUAGCAAAACAGAAAGUGACGAUCUAAGAAUAGCUGGCACCGCUUUAUUGAAAACCGAAAAUUAUCUCAAUUUUCCUUUUCCGCCACAAACCCGAGAUGAUGCCGAACGCGAGAUGUUUUGUUCUAUUUACGACGUAUCGACCUGCUUCAGAGGAGGUGAUAUAAGAAUGAAUCAGAACCCUGACUUGACCAUUCACCAUAUUCUUUGGAUAAGAUUUCACAACAUAGUUGCUAAAAUACUAGAGAAGCUUAAUCCAUGCUGGAAUUAUGAAAAAGUUUUCCAAGAGGCCAGAAAAAUUAAUAUUGCUGUGCAUCAAUGGUUUGUGUAUAAUGACCUGUUGCCCCAAGUUUUGGGCAGAGCGAACAUGUAUGAAAAUAGAUUGCUAUUUGAAAGCUAUUUUUAUUUAUAUGUUGACGAUUACGAUCCUUAUUGCAGUCCAAAUGUUCUUAACGAGUUUGCAAUGGUUGGGUUAAGAAUACUUCAUCCGUUUAUCACUGGUCAACUUGGCUUCUUUAAUGAACAACGACAACCAACGGGUUCAAUACCACUUAGCGAUUGUCUAUUAAAACCUCAAAUUACUAAAGAAAAAUUUCAACCAUUAUUAACAGGAUCGUUAACAGAAAGAGCGCACAAGAUGUGUCCGGAUUAUGACCCUGUAGUUACAAACAGAAUGUUUCAACGAUCACUGAAAUGUGGAUUAGAUUUGAUUGCAAUUGAUAUUCAGAGAAACAGAGAUCAUCUUGUACCAACUUACAAUAAUUUGAGAGUUCACUGCGGUUUGCCUAGGGCUAACAGUUUCGACGAUCUUCAUGACGUGAUGGACCCUUUGUCUAUUGAAAGGUUGAUUGAAUCGUACGUAUCGGUAGAAGAUGUAGAUGCAUAUGUGGGAUGUCAACUUGAAAGACCCGUGUCUGGUGCAAAGGUGGGUCCAACGGCAAAUUGUAUAUUGACAGAGCAGUUCAAGCGAGGCCGACGGUGCGACCGAUUUUUUCUCGAGCACUCUAAUGUCUUCACCAAUUACCAGCUAAAGGAAAUCAGAAGUUUCACCGUCGCGGCAUUUAUUUGUUUAACCAGCAAUUAUAUGGAUACGAUGCAGGCAGAUCCAUUUGCACCGCCAUACGGAUUAAUUAAUCCUGGAGGUUUUGAUGAAAGUUUAUGGUUUCAACAGGAUAUUGCGCCUCCGCAUUAUGCUGUAGAUGUUCCAAGAUACGAUCGAAUGUUCAACAGCCAGAUUGAGGACUUCCAAUCGCAAUCGAUUAUUUCCACUUCUUCACUCACAAUGGCUGACGUCAUAUUUCCGGUUGUUACCAGAACAUUAGAUCGUUAUGGGGUUUCAGAUCGUGCUGGAGUUGCAAUAAUUUCUGCAGCUUUUUACGACAUUGGUCUCAUUGCUGAAAAUGAUUCAUCACGAGUUAUAGACAAAAGUAGAGUUCGACGAGCUCCUUCGAACGCUAGGGCUACAUGA